GGCUGUGCGUCAUGUUCGCAUGUCCGGGUGGAGAAAGCCGAUGAUGUGUAUGACUUGAAGCUCUCUGUUGUUUUGAACAACAGUUGUUUUCCACAAGUCUUUUUGUCUUCUUAUCGUUGGCCAAUGUGCUAAAAAGCUACUAAAUAGUUGAAUUACUUGAGACUAAGUCGACGUGUUGAUGGUGUUCUCCUCUCACCUGCAGUGCGUGGCCAAGGUGUCUGGGACAUAAAGAAAUGGAGGAUUCAACCCGGAAGGGUCAUGGCGGGUGUGACGGUGUGGCAAUACACUAGCGGUCGUCUCCUCGGAGGAUGGGGCCCUCUUCUGUGUGUCCUCCUGGGGUCCCUGGUGGCCCUGCUGACGCCUUUGGUCGGGGUGGAGGAGCAUUGCCGCGGGUCCUUGAGCGCCAUCGCCCAGCUCCGCUGCCAGCUGUGGGGGAGCGCCCAUCAGCCCCCGCAUGCGCAGACCACCAGCCUCGCUGUCCCCUUCUCGGAACUCGGCUUGCUGCCGCUCAGGUCUAAGCCCAGCCAAGAGAUGGUCCUUGAGGCGCGGGCGGCGCUGCAGCAGGCGCAGGAGAUGAAGAAACAUGGCAAGAGAGAGAAAGCCCACAAGCUGCUGGUGCACGCACUCAGUCUCAAUCCAGACUACGUGGACGCCCUGACGGAGCUGGGGACUAUAUUGGAGGAGAAGGAUGUGGUGCAGGCGGACCACUUGUACACCAAAGCCUUGGCCAUCUCACCGUGCAACGAGAGGGCGCUGGUGAGCCGAGACCGCACCCUGCCCUUGGUGGAGGAGCUAGACCGGCGCCACUUUGGCGUGAUCGACAGUAAGGUGCGCAGACUCAUGUCCAUACCCAAAGGCAACUCUGCGCUACGUCGAGUGAUGGAGGAGACGUAUUACCACCACAUCUACCACACGGUGGCCAUCGAGGGCAGCACUCUGACUCUGUCCGAGAUCCGUCACAUCAUCGAGACGCGCUACGCCGUCCCCGGCAGGAGCCUGCAGGAGCAGAACGAGGCCAUCGGCGUGGACGCGGCCAUGAAGUACAUCAACACCACGCUGUUGUCCAGAACGGGAGACAUCAGCGUCACCGACAUCCUGGAGAUCCACAGGCGAGUGCUGGGCUACGUGGACCCCGUGGAGGGCGGGCGGCUGCGCACCAACCAAGUGUUCGUCGGCCACCACAUCCCGCCGCACCCGCAGGACCUGCAGCGGCACAUGCAGGAGCUGGUGCUGUGGCUCAACUCCGACGAGGCCCUGCAGCUGCACCCGGUGGAGUACGCCGCGCUGGCGCACUACAAACUGGUGUACGUGCACCCCUUCGUGGACGGCAACGGGCGCACGUCGCGGCUCUUGAUGAACCUGGCGCUCAUGCAGGCGCGGUAUCCGCCCAUUACCAUCCGCAAAGAACAACGGGCCGAGUACUACGCCGCUCUGGACACGGCCAACGAGGGCGACGUGCGCCCCUUCAUUCGCUUCAUCGCUAAAUGCACGGAGAUCACACUGGACACGUUGUUGAUCUCCACCACCGAGCACGCGGUGGGUCUGCCGGGGGCGGGGCAGGAACACGCUUGUCCAGACUGUAAACAAACCAUCCUGGCUCACACCUGAGUCAGGGUGGAAGUGUCCAUCAUGUGCCACCUGCUGAACAUGAUUUCAUCUGCACACUGGGUGUUUAAUUUCACUUUAAGCCGCCAUCGUUUGACAUGACCGCACCAUCGCUCAUCGUGAUUAUUUAUUUCUAUUUUAAUAAAAGUGUUAUAUUACCUCUCA
Messenger RNA from Nerophis lumbriciformis (worm pipefish), 1770 nucleotides. It is a transcript of the gene ficd, whose product is annotated as FIC domain protein adenylyltransferase. NCBI's taxonomy places the organism in Eukaryota, Metazoa, Chordata, Actinopteri, Syngnathiformes, Syngnathidae. The record is from RefSeq and is a predicted model, not a curated record. Gene Ontology annotation, molecular function: protein binding.